AUGGCUGCCGAUUCCGGACACAGCGGUUACAGAAUCUCAUUAAUCCUGAUUUCUGUCCUCGUGUUCGGUGUGACGCUUUUCUUCAAUUACCUAGGAUCAGGUGAAGGUAAAGCUCUUGGUAUCUACGAGAGUAGUACUGGUGACGUGUCUGAUUACUUCUACCUGGAGAUAACCCCCGCCAGCUGGACAUUCAGCAUAUGGUUUUUCAUCUAUAUAUGGCAAAUCAUUUGGCUUAUAUAUGGACUUUCUACUAUAUGCCGGAAGUCUGACAGCGGUAUUUACAUCUAUCAACUUCCGGUCAUGCCUCCUGCAAUCUAUAUCAUUUACAUUCUGAAUCUUGGACUUAACGUUGCCUGGAUGAUAUUGUUUGACCGGAAAUAUAUAGAAAUUGCCCUGGCGGACAUUAUUUUAGUGACAUUGACCUUAUACGUAAUAUUGGGUAUCUCCUGUCGGGCAGUACACAAUAACCUCAGUGUCUUGAUUAAAGAUGGCGCGGGUAAGGAAGCAUGGUUCAUACGUUUUUUCCUUCAGAACGGAGUAGCAUUUUAUGCCACUUGGGUCACUGUUGCGACCCACCUUAAUGUUGCCAUGGUGAUGCACUACAGUGGAGGAGUAGCCAAUGACAUCGCUUGUACCACAGUUCUCGGCAUGCUGUUAUUUUUCGUGAUUUCGUGGUUCCUGUCGGAGAACAUUCUACUUGACAACUACACCAGAUACAUGUUCAGCCCUUACAUCGUCCUCGUAAUAGCCCUUACAGGGUCGAUUGCAGAAAACUUUGACCUUGAACUUCGGUACCGCAACUCCAUUCUCUCAGUAACGAUUUUAUGUGUUUCUAGUAUUUUCUUAUUCUUGAAAUUUAUCAUCAUUCUUCUCCGUCACAACCGCGUGCCUUUGUCCCCAAUGGUGUACACGCCAACAACGUCGGACAAAUCAACAAACUCGAUAGUCUGA
This is a messenger RNA of Ylistrum balloti, 951 nucleotides long. RefSeq lists its product as uncharacterized. NCBI's taxonomy places the organism in Eukaryota, Metazoa, Mollusca, Bivalvia, Pectinida, Pectinidae. Gene Ontology annotation, cellular component: membrane. The transcript is spliced from 2 exons. Bases 1 to 951 code for a protein of 316 amino acids. The record is from RefSeq and is a predicted model, not a curated record.